AUGACAGACUUCCGGGGAAAACUCCAGAGCACCCAACAGGUUCCACUUGGCCGGGCGCCAGGGCGCGCCGGUGACGUCACGGCGGCGCGGGGCGCGCUCCUGCGUCUCGGCGGUCGUCGUGCGUCAUCACCAACGAGACGCAGGGGGCGGGGCUCCUCCCGCAGCCGCCGCCGGCUUCUCCGGGUAGCGCCCUCGCGCGUCCUCGCGCGCCCCCUCGUGGCCGCCGUCUUCGAGGCCCUGCCCCGCGUCGCCGUCCCUCUAGCUUCAGCCGGGAUCAGCGCGGGCGCUCAACUCCCGCCCGGGCCAGCGCCAGGCGACGGGCGACGCCUCCAGGUAAUGACGGGGAGCCGAGGCCCUGGGCCACCGGGGGCAGGUGCGAUGGCUGAGGAGCGGGAGUGCGACAGCGCGGCGGCGGCGGCGGCGGCCGAAGCACCUCCCGUGUCUUCGUCGGAGCCCGCGAAGUGGCCGGAGCCCGAGGGCUGCAGCAGCAAGUGCGUGUUCUGCCGGAUCGCCAGGCAGCAGGAGCCGGGCACCGAACUCCUGGACUGUGAGAAUGAAGACCUAGUUUGCUUCAAAGAUAUCAAACCAGCAGUACCUCAUCAUUAUCUUGUGGUGCCAAAGAAGCAUAUUGGAAACUGUAGAGAUCUAAAGAAAGAUCACAUGGAACUGGUUGAGAACAUGGUAACUGCUGGAAAAACCAUUCUUGAAAAGAAUAAUUUCACUGACUUCAAAAAUGUGAGAAUGGGUUUCCAUAUGCCGCCAUUCUGUUCCAUUUCCCACUUGCACCUUCAUGUACUGGCACCAGUCGAUCAGCUUGGCUUCAUAUCAAAAUUGGUUUAUAGAGUGAAUUCCUAUUGGUUUAUCACAGCUGAUUAUUUGAUCGAAAAAUUAAGAACAUGAAAGUGUCAACAGUGGAAGAUUUUCCUAAUCUUGGCUCAACAGAAAGUGCUAUUUUGGCCCCUUUUGAAGUCUAAUUACAGUUGUAAGGUUCAUUGAGUUUUAUGAGAGGCUAUUACUGGGUAGCCUUAAAUCUUUUCUGAAUGUCUGUUUUUUGAGAUCUGUGAUAUAGUUACAUGAAUACUUUGUCAUUGACUCUUUGCUUUGACAGUUAUUUGUCUAAGGUAUAAGAUACUAUAGAUAAAAUCCCAUUAAAACAAAUUUUGUUAAUCAAGAAGGGCUCUGUAUUUAAAAAGAAAAGUUCAAAUAUUUUAAUUUUUCAGUAGAUAGUCAAUUAUAAUAGUGAUUUAUUUAUGAAGAAUAAACUGGUAUAGAAAAUACUUUGUUGGAGCCUUUAUUACUAUGAAGGAGAAAAAUAAAUUAUUUCUUGACAGUUCUAUAAUUUUACACAUAAAAUUUCAAAAUAAAGCGUACCAUACUACAUAGUGA
Messenger RNA from Ceratotherium simum simum (southern white rhinoceros), 1386 nucleotides. The record is from RefSeq and is a predicted model, not a curated record. Lineage: Eukaryota; Metazoa; Chordata; Mammalia; Perissodactyla; Rhinocerotidae.